Messenger RNA from Aegilops tauschii subsp. strangulata, 1344 nucleotides. The record is from RefSeq and is a predicted model, not a curated record. Lineage: Eukaryota; Viridiplantae; Streptophyta; Magnoliopsida; Poales; Poaceae.
AUGCAGUUCUGGUCCUUGGAGGGGGCGGACGAGGCGUUUGGCGACUUCGGCCGCAUCGACCGCCUUGACAGCCGGACCGUGGAGCGAGGCCACACCAUGACCUUCGCUUGCUGGCUCUGGACAUGGAACGUCGCGCACGUCCCCACCACGCAGGCGCUCUGGGUGCUCAAGAGGGGAGCGGGCCGCGUCGACGAGAUCAUCGGCUACUCCCCUCCUGAUCGUCGCAUCCCUCCUCCGCCGGGCAUCCGCCGCUACGACAUGCUCAUCCACGUGGAUCGGAUGGAGGACUGGACCCCGCUCUCACCGCGCUCCUCGCACUCGGGACAGAGCAGGAUUCCUUCCUCCUCCGACGAUGACGACGACCGCCCCUUUCCACGGACCGAGCCUGGCUCCUGGGCUGCUGGCGUCGAGGACGGCCAGGCCCCGGGGAAGAGGGCCGCUCCAAGGGCGCCGGCUUCCGGAUGCAGGGGCGGGCCUCGGGUCGACGAUCGCCGCGACCAAGACCGCGACGGCGAGCAAGGUGGGCUGCGGCGCACCUGGAAGGACGCGUUUCUGGGCAACUCUUGCCACGCCAAGGGCAAGGCCACUGACGUCGUCGAGGCCGCUCCCCGGCCACGCAUCAAGGCUCCCUCUGAUCGUCGCCGUGAACACCAGACCAAGGACAGAGGCCACUCCUCGCUCCCACUCCGACCGCGCGAGCCCGCACGCCAGAGCGCCUCCGAGCCUGACCCGGUGGCCCAGUUUUUCUCCUUCCCUGGCGGGCGCGCCCUCUCCCCUCCGCCUCGUACAGACGUCAUGCAGCUGGACAUCGAGAACGCCAUGCGCGACGCGCUUACUUCCCCGCUGGCCUUUGAAGAUGGCGGCCGCUCGCCGCCCCAUGCUUCGACGCGCCGUGGGGCCGUGGCCGGCUUCCCGGAGGACGACAUUCUGCCAUGCAUCGCCAACCUUGACGCCCCUCUCAGCAGCCCUUGCAUCUCCACUCCGGCUCCUGCUGCUCCCCUCUCCGACGGCCAUCCUCGACGCCCCGCCCGCUCCGCCUGUCCGGCCACGCUCUUCAGCCCCUCCAAAAGUGCGGGCCACUUCUGCUCCUUCUCGCCGGAGCACGCGUCCGGCUGCACUGUGCCGGUGGCUCAGCGCGCGGCGCUGCGCCUCGUCCAGGAGCUCGGUGGCCUCGGCCCAAAGGAACGGAUGACUCCGGCGGCGGCGGCGGCUCUGCUCAAGCGCUUUGAGGAGCCUCUGUCCCGUAGCGACAUCAAGGCGAUUGCAAAGCUCACCGGCCUGGACAGUAAGGCCCUGGAAAUCGCGGCCGGGAUGGCCGGCACGGAUGUUGAGGAUGUAGUUUGA